Messenger RNA from Aspergillus costaricaensis CBS 115574, 1505 nucleotides. RefSeq names its product glutamine amidotransferase subunit DUG3. The record is from RefSeq and is a predicted model, not a curated record. The transcript is spliced from 4 exons. The coding region runs from base 279 to 1403 and encodes 374 amino acids. Lineage: Eukaryota; Fungi; Ascomycota; Eurotiomycetes; Eurotiales; Aspergillaceae.
GAGUUCUGCAGGCUAUUUGGACGCAAAGCAGUUAUAUAUAUAUUGGGCUGGGUCCUGUGUUGCCCAAUCCAUACUGAACAUUCAGCUGCGCCGUUGUCGGAUCGAAUUGUGACUGGAGACUGGAGCUGCGCCCUGAAGCAACUACUACUAGUUUUAGCGCCUCCAGCUGAAUCGGGCUUUGCUGUCUACAGACACUCUUAAAGAAAAAGGUGUCCCCAGGGAGAGAAAUCUGCAUUGUAUCUCCAUCUCAAACAAUAAUCUUUGUAUAAUCGCCGAAUAUGUGUCGUCUCCUGGUAUACAAAGGCAGGCAUGAGAUUCGUCUCAGCAAGCUAGUCACGGAGCCAAGCCAUUCCAUCCUCACUCAGUCCUACGACUCCCGUUUAAGACUAGACAACCGCCGCCCCGUCAACGGCGACGGCUUCGGCGUGGGCUUCUACACAGAUCCAAAACUAGGUCCAGAGCCAUGCAUUUUCACAUCAACUCUCCCAGCCUGGAACUGCGAGAACCUCGAGCGGCUCGCCUCCAAGACAUGCUCUAAUCUAAUCUUCGCGCACGUGCGCGCAACCACAGAGGGCACUCUCUCCGACACGAACUGCCACCCAUUCCAGCACAGCACGCUGAUGUGGAUGCACAACGGCAACGUCGGCGGCUGGCAGUACAUCAAGCGGCCGUUAGCCGACUCACUCGCGGACAAAUGGUUCCUAGGCGUCAAGGGCGGGACAGAUAGCGAGUGGGCAUUCGCGCUGUUCCUUGACCUUCUCGAGAAAGAAGGUGUGGAUCCUAGCUCUGAUCCCGGCCCAGGAGGGUUCGGACAGGCGCUGCUGCGUCGAGUGAUGGUGAAGACGAUUGCGAAGAUCAAUGAGUUCAUUCGUGAUAUUCCCAAGAGACAUAAUGUGUCGAAUGUGGAGACACGCAGUUUGUUGAACUUUGCUGUUACGGAUGGUCAGACUGUUAUCUGUACGAGGUAUAUCAGUAGUAAAACGGAUGAACCAGCUAGUUUGUACUUUUCGUCCGGGACGAAGUGGGUGGAGGGGAAGGAUAAGGGACAUUUUAAGAUGGAGAGGCAUGAUAAGGGGGCUGAUAUUGUGCUGGUGGCCAGUGAGCCGAUUACUUUUGAGAGACAUAACUGGGUCUCCGUCCCUGCCAACUCCAUCGUCACCAUCCACAAGCAAACCGUCCUGCUACAUCCCAUCAUGGAUGAGUUUUACGUCGAGGAUACGAAUCAGGACCGUUCAUCCUGCUACGCCGUGUCUAAGGGUCUCGUUAGCACAGCCCCCGGGACAACCGUGCAGCCCCGUGAAGCAGGGGCUGUCGAUACCAACCCCGGAGCUAUCCAUGGCAAUGGAUCUGCGCUGGAUUCGCAGCAAAUUGGCCUCGCCAACAAGUGCGCUUUAUCACAUUGAUAGAUUGGGUCCACUCUUGUCAAUUGAGCGUGUGCGACAGUGUUAGACUUGGGGAGUUACGGGCUUGGAGUUUGGCAUUUGGGUGUUUUUCUCUAUUUCGGG